This is a messenger RNA of Cryptomeria japonica (Japanese cedar), 585 nucleotides long. RefSeq lists its product as uncharacterized. The transcript is spliced from 3 exons. NCBI's taxonomy places the organism in Eukaryota, Viridiplantae, Streptophyta, Pinopsida, Cupressales, Cupressaceae. The record is from RefSeq and is a predicted model, not a curated record. Bases 1 to 585 code for a protein of 194 amino acids.
AUGGCAAUAGAAGUGGAUAAAGAAAAACCAAAAAAAAAGGCUAGAACUCUCCACUCUACCAAGUGGGUGGCGCACCGGUGGUGGUUGGGCGGAGCUCCGGUGGCUGGGCGGCAGCCCGGUGGCGGAGUGGUGGCCGGUCGGAAAAAAGGGUCGGGGAGCCGGAGUGGCGGGGGCCAGGACGGAGGCCGCAAGCUGAGCGGCGAGUUGGGGCCGCAGGCAGGCGGCGGUGGAAGGCGACGGGCGCAGGGAGUAGUGGCGGCUAGGGAGGCGGUGCUGUCGGGAAGCGGCGACCGGGGAAGCCAGUGGCUGAGCGCGACAGCGGGCGGAGGGGCAGCCGGGAAGCGACAGCCGCAAGGAGGAGCCGGUGGGGGCCGGGAGCCGGCAGGAGGCCAGGAAGAACCUACUGUGGGGGCCGGAAAGGGCAGCCGGUGGGGGUUGGAGGGGCCGCCGGUGGGGGCCGCAGAGGCCGGACUGUGGCAUGAAGAGUUGCAUGCCAACAUGGAGAGUUCUGAUUCUUUGGAAAGGCAAAAAGGUGAAAAGGAAUAUUUAGAACUUCUAAAUUUAGAGUUUCGAGGUUUUUCAUAA